This is a messenger RNA of Mauremys reevesii (Reeves's turtle), 752 nucleotides long. RefSeq lists its product as uncharacterized. The transcript has 2 exons. The record is from RefSeq and is a predicted model, not a curated record. Lineage: Eukaryota; Metazoa; Chordata; Testudines; Geoemydidae. The coding region runs from base 24 to 752 and encodes 242 amino acids.
GGAGCCCUUUGGCCCAGCCGUUGAUGGAUACGCCGGAACCCGAACCCGAAACCCUCGUGAGGCACCCCGAUGAGCCUGAUGGUCUCUCUUUGUCCACCCCCGCAGAGGUGGAAGGCGAUUGCAGCUCGGUGGACAAGGCAAACGGAAAAGACGGCGCUCAGCUCGACGAUGCCUUUCUAGAGGACCCGGAGGACCUGGACAGCGCUACAUCAAACAGCGAAGAUGAACCGGGCCCACCAUGUUUUUGCUCAACACCAAUACAAAUUGUUGAAGAGGGCUCCGAGGAUGAUGGGUUUGAGGAGUUUAGGAGGAGGCUUGGCAUAGAACUAUCCGAGCCAGUGCCACAUCGUGAGCGUAAGAAAGUCAUGCGGACUAUUAUACGUGUUGCUGUGUAUGCUGUCCUUAAACACUGCCUUAGAGAAAAGCUUUUUGAAGAUUGUGAGGGCUGUGUCAUAGAUGCGCCAGCCCAACGGCACCAUGACUGUGUGACUUGGACUUCAGUGGAUAUAAACUGCAAGCUCCGGGCCCUGUGUGCUGAGCUGUGUUUGGAAAGCUUACUAAACACUGUUAUUGCGAUAGGUUAUGCUAUGCAAUGUCUGUGCCUAACCCAAAAACAUUUAGCACAAGGGGUGACUUUGAUAAAUGCUGUGCAAUUUAGUGGAGACCCUGAUCGUGUUUUAAAGAAAAUGACCAAACCAGAAGAUGCCUGCUUACAACGUUAUAUUGACCGUCUAGUUCGCACAAAAAGUUAG